CCCAGUCAAAACCCCCGCCCGCAUGUCAACUGUCAACUGUUGUUGUUUAGUCCGUUGUUGUUGUUGUUAGGCCCUUUCACGCCACUUUUUGCGACAAGUCAGGCAAAUCCUUCUUUCGUUCACUUCCCCUGCUUUUUUCCCUUCUCUUUCCCGUCGAACCCAUUACUCAUCGAGCACCCAGUCUCCGUUACCUUUGUUCCCUGCUCCAUCGCGCCGCCUGGAAGACUCAAGGAACACAGUUCGUGCUUUCGUCUUUCGUCGUUCGUUGGGUUCACAGAAUAGCAUCUCCACCAUGUCAAGUAUACCCCUGCGGGAUAGAGGUGUGAGAAGAAUGGAGGAUCCAGUGGUUGCACCUCUAAGACACACCCGCAAUGGUUACUCUCAAGAAAGCAUUGGCCGAUUCUCUGAGCACUCAAUUCAUUCCGCCUAUCGCUUGGAGGGUGAGAGUCAUGAAGGUUGCCAAGAUUGUCUCACACGAAUUCCAUAUGCAUCACUCAUUGCCACGAUCAUGUGUUGUGUUGGAGUGGGCGUUUUCUGCGGAACCAUGUACCGAGGUGCCACCUUGUCGGCUCUGAUGUUUGAACAAGUGUUUCAUCUUCAUUUGAGAUGGUUGGAACCUGUGCAGCUCGUUUUCGUCAUAAUUGGUGCUGUCAUGGGAGCUUUGGGACUAAUGAAUCUGUUUGUUGGCUGCUUGGCAACUGGAGCUACCAGACACAAGGUCUAUCGAACGUGGCGUGGGAGAGUUGGUGGAAGAGUAUCUUGUGCUGUGUUCAUGGGUAUCACAUACACACUGCAGUUCAUCUGGCUUUUGAUGUUGUGUUUCUUGAUUGUUGUAACACUUGUUUUCACAACAUUUUGGAAUCUCUGCUCGAGCCAUCGUGUUGCUGUGGAGCACCAGUGCAUAAACUUUGACUUGUUUGACUUUGUUUUUCCAAAUAACACCCCACCUGAGGAUAUGAAGGUUUGUGACAACGAAUUGAAAUUGUUCUGCAAAGAUUAUGUGGAGCGUGCAGAGGUCAUGUUUAUAUUGGCCACGGUCGCCUGCCUGUUUGUGAUUCUGAGUCUUAUGCACUACUUGAUGUGCUUGUCUGCAAACUAUGCACAUAUCCGUGAUCAUGAGAAGUUCCAAGAGUUGCAAGACUUGCAAUACCUACCAGAUAUGACUGGCAUGUCAACCACUUCCAAAGAUUUCAGGGAGCGUUGAUUUGUUCAUGCCUUUGAUCCGUGCUAAGUGCAACUACACAAAUUUUUUUUUCCAGAUAUUUCUAUUAUUAUUUAUGUACAUAUCCAUCAUAUAAUCAUAUUAUUUACCUUGGUAAUUCACAGCUUUGAAAACUACUUUAUUCUAUUGUGUAGUAUUUUGAGAAUGUCCUCAGAGCGAUGUUCAUGACUUGAUCUUAUUCUUGAAGAACAGGUUAAUGUGGUUGUGAACAAUAGCAUCUAGAUGUCUAAGAACCUUUUUGUUUCUUCUCCUUUUUUUUUGGUGUAUUAAUAGUUUAAUUAUUACAAGUGUUAGAAAUCAUUGUCCUUUGCACUUUUCAUUUUUGACCAAAACAGUAAAUGUUUGUUGCUUUUCUAUCUUUUAUUAAUAUUUAAAUAAAUGUGUUGUGAUGUAUGUUUUAGGUGUUAAAACAAUAUUAAAGUGCCCUCCAGUUUUCCUGUU
Messenger RNA from Thrips palmi, 1663 nucleotides. RefSeq names its product neuronal membrane glycoprotein M6-a (gene M6). The record is from RefSeq and is a predicted model, not a curated record. Gene Ontology annotation, cellular component: plasma membrane. The coding region runs from base 293 to 1204 and encodes 303 amino acids. The transcript is spliced from 7 exons. Lineage: Eukaryota; Metazoa; Arthropoda; Insecta; Thysanoptera; Thripidae. Gene Ontology annotation, biological process: neuron projection development.